UUUUGUAUAGAACCGAUCUGAAGGAUUUAUAUAUGCUGAUAUAUCGAUACACAAGAGGGACAAUGAACGGUAUUUUAGCUAUAGAAAAGCCUUCUGGUUUGAGCUCUUCAAAGUUUUUGGAUAAACUUCAGUCUGUCUUUAGUAAUUCCGUCGUUUUUGAGAAAGAUUUGCAAGCUGCCAAAGAACUUAAACUCAGUCAACUUAAACUGGAUACAAAAUGGACAGAACAAAGAAUUGCAAACAAGGUAAAGAAUCUUAAGUUGAAGAUGGGUCAUGGUGGAACUUUGGACCCUCUUGCUUCAGGGGUAAUGAUUGUAGGACUUGGUCUGGGAACUAAGAAAUUACAAUAUUAUCUUACGGGAUGCAACAAGACUUAUAAAACCAAGGCUCUUCUUGGGAUAUCAACCACUACAGGAGAUUCUGAAGGUGAAAUCAUUACUAAGAAUCCUGUGGAUCAUGUCACCAAGGAGAUGGUUCUUAAUACGGCAGAAAAGUUUGUUGGAGACAUUAAACAAACUCCACCUAUUUUUUCAGCAUUGAAAAUGAAUGGUAAGCCAUUAUAUGAUUAUGCCAGAGAAGGUAUUCCUCUUCCAAAGGCCAUCAAACCAAGGGAGGUUAAGGUUUUUGGAAUCGAUGUACACGAAGAAGAUUCUCUUUCAACUGAUCAUGAAUUUGUCAAAUUAGAAAGUCAAUUAGAUGAAAAUGGAGUUCCAAAGGAACAUCAAUUAGCCAAUAAUCCAACAUUGAAUGAUUCUCCACUUUACUUUUCUCGUGAAUACCUGGAAAAAUCUGGAACUGAAGAAGAAACCAAAGUCAUCCCUAAGGCAUUUGCUGAAGGUGAACAACUUCCAGAAAAACUCCCAAUGAUUCAUCUUACUUGUGACGUUUCAUCUGGAACAUACAUCAGAUCUCUUAUUAGUGACUAUGGACGUGCACUUGAAACUUCUGCCUACAUGGUUGAACUUAUUCGUAGUAGACAAUCUGCUUGGGAAUUGAACAAGAAUGUAUUCAAGAUGGAAGAUUUCACCGAUAGAGACCCUAGAGUAUGGGGACCAGUUCUUGAAAAAGUAUUCCAAGACGGAGACAAGGUUAUAUUAGAAGACUUAUUUAAGGAAUAUACUGAAAAGGUGAAAAGUGAAGACGAAGCAAAAGAAAUAGAAGAAUCUACCCCAUCUGAUGAAACUAAAGAUGUCACUGUUUCCGAAUCAGAACUUCCUAAAAAGAGAUCUAUUGAAGAUGUUGAAUAGAUAGAUAAAUAAAUAAAUAAAAUCACGUACAU
Molecule: messenger RNA, 1279 nt
Organism: [Candida] anglica
Lineage: Eukaryota; Fungi; Ascomycota; Pichiomycetes; Serinales; Debaryomycetaceae
Source: the annotation of a GenBank genome assembly